This is a messenger RNA of Antechinus flavipes (yellow-footed antechinus), 528 nucleotides long. RefSeq names its product S100 calcium binding protein G (gene S100G). The transcript is spliced from 3 exons. Lineage: Eukaryota; Metazoa; Chordata; Mammalia; Dasyuromorphia; Dasyuridae. The coding region runs from base 114 to 356 and encodes 80 amino acids. Gene Ontology annotation, molecular function: calcium ion binding; transition metal ion binding. The record is from RefSeq and is a predicted model, not a curated record. Gene Ontology annotation, cellular component: cytoplasm.
UCAGGGUGGAAUGUGUCUGUAAAUACUAUAAAUAGUCUAAGAACCUCCUUAGUUCUUCGCAUUCUCUUUGGACUCCUCUAGCUGUGCUGCUGCAAGGCAGACCAGGAAACAAAAUGAGUGAAUUGAAAAAGUCCCCUGAAGAACUCAAAAAAAUGUUUGAAAAAUAUGCAGCUAAGGAGGGUGAUCCUGACCAGUUGUGUAAGGAUGAACUGAAACUGCUAAUCAAGGCAGAAUUCCCACAUUUAUUGAAGGGGCCAACCAGCCUAGAUGACCUCUUUAAAGAACUGGACAAGAAUGGUGAUGGAGAAGUCAGUUUUGAGGAAUUCCAGAUCCUGAUAAAAAAGAUAUCCCAGUGAGCUCAUCCCCUGAGAAAUAAACAAGCAGCAUGCUAUCAAGAUAGAGUUCUAUUGUAGCCAUGUCACAAAAUCCUUGAGUAGCUACCAUUAAGCACAAGUUUUUAUUCUUCAACAUUGUAUACUCCAAGUCAGGAAAUCAAUGUAUUGUUAAUAAAGGUAUUCUUAAAUAUUC